AUGGUGGAUCUUCAAACCGUUUGCUGCAUGUGCGGCGACGUGGGUUUCCCCGACAAGCUUUUUCGCUGUAACAAAUGCCGUCAUCGCUUCCAGCACUCGUAUUGUAGCAACUACUACGGAGAAUUACCGGAGAUAGAACUGUGCGAUUGGUGCCAGAGCGAGGAGAAGAACUUGAGACAUAUUGGCUCCAAUUCGAAGAAACCGGUGACCGGAAACGAGGCCGGAGCUACCCACCGUUCGGAAUAUUCCGGUGAGAAAAUUAUCAAACAGCAUGAUCAUCGUGAAGAGAGUGGUUCUGAGAAGGGGAAGAGUCCCACACCGUCGCCACGACCCGGCACACGCAGGUACAAGCUUCUCAAGGAUGUAAUGUGUUAA
Sphenostylis stenocarpa is the source of this 375-nucleotide messenger RNA. The record is from the annotation of a GenBank genome assembly. NCBI's taxonomy places the organism in Eukaryota, Viridiplantae, Streptophyta, Magnoliopsida, Fabales, Fabaceae.